This is a messenger RNA of Hylaeus volcanicus, 1014 nucleotides long. RefSeq lists its product as uncharacterized. Gene Ontology annotation, molecular function: nucleic acid binding; RNA-DNA hybrid ribonuclease activity. NCBI's taxonomy places the organism in Eukaryota, Metazoa, Arthropoda, Insecta, Hymenoptera, Colletidae. Bases 1 to 1014 code for a protein of 337 amino acids. The transcript is spliced from 2 exons. The record is from RefSeq and is a predicted model, not a curated record.
AUGAAAACAACACCGACGAGGGCACUAGAAGUCAUCGCCAACUAUACGCCAAUGGACAUCAAGGUCAAGGAACUCGCAAUGAAGACAGCCCUAAGAGUACAUACAUGGGGAUACUGGACAAACACAGGAAGAGGCCACAGCCAGAUCAGAAAGCAGACUGGAAACGUAAAUAUAAUGAAUAUGUAUCUUAUGCCCAAAGACAGGAUCAUCACAGAAUACAUUUUCGAGAAGAAAUUCACGACUACGAUCGGUAGCAGAGAGGAAUGGAAAACAGUUAAAAUACAUGAUAAUUACGACAUAGUCUGCAAGGAGCUCAAUAUCGAAGGGUACAGUAGCCUGGGGAAAUACGCCACAGUAUUCCAAGCGGAAACAGUGGCCAUCUCUAACUGCAUCCAUGAGAUGUUGAGCCUAGGUAUAAGAAGGAAGAACAUCGCGAUAUCCACAGACAGCCGAGCAGCAAUCCUAGCGCUGGACAAGGCAGAAAUAAAAUCCAAGACGACCAAAGAAUAUAAGACGAAGCUGAACACACUGGCCAAGAUGGGCAAAAAAAUAUCAAUAAUAUGGGUACCAGGACACAAUGACAUCUACGGAAACGAAAGAGCUGACAGAUUAGCAAAUCUGGGAUCCGACUCGAUACCUGUCGGACCGGAACCAAUUAUCUCACUACCCGAAACAGCGUACAGGGAAGAAAUAAGGAAAUGGAGAGAGCAGGAAAAGAAAAGAAAAUGGGCAGAGACCGGGGAAUGCACACAAGCAAAAGAAUUACUAGGAGGAGAAACAAACGUAAGAAAAAGAAGCAAGAAAAAAAUCCAAAUGGAGAAACAAAAAGCUAGAGACGUAGUAAGCAUUCUGACGGGGCACGCACUCCUAAAUGCCUACCUGAACAAGAUGGGAGUGAGCGAUACAAGCACAUGCAGGAAAUGCGAGAAAGCAAGAGAAACCACCAAACACAUCCUAUGCGAAUGCUCAAGACUAAUGAACGAGAGACUGAAAUACCUGGGAAACACUUCCUAG